AUGGAUGAUUUUGCGGAGGAAGAGACAGAGUUCGUGGUGGAGGAGGUGACGACGCUGGUGAAGGAGUGCGUCGAGAAGAUAGUUGGCCGCGAGACGUUCCAGCGGCAGAAGUGCGAGCUGUAUGUGCACCGCAUCGCUGAGGCGUGCAUCUCUGCACUCGCCCGCCUCAACAAGCCCUUCAAAUACAUAGUUUAUGGACUCAGGUUGUUGUACAACGCCCUGCUCUUGUCGGCAGUGACGGUGGAAGUGGCGCAGAAUGACGGAUGUGGCCGCCAUGGAGCGUUCGCCAACUUAUGGGACGCUGGCCGCGACAAGUGCUGCAACGUCAUCUGGAAGAAUGACGUCGUUCUAUGCAUCGUCACUGUUAUUGGCCUUCACAUAUGA
Molecule: messenger RNA, 384 nt
Organism: Schistocerca piceifrons (Central American locust)
Lineage: Eukaryota; Metazoa; Arthropoda; Insecta; Orthoptera; Acrididae
Product: dynein light chain Tctex-type 1-like
Exons: 3
Coding region: 1-384 (127 amino acids)
Biological process (GO): microtubule-based movement
Cellular component (GO): cytoplasm; cytoplasmic dynein complex
Molecular function (GO): dynein intermediate chain binding
Source: RefSeq, a predicted model, not a curated record